This is a messenger RNA of Amoebophrya sp. A25, 2255 nucleotides long. NCBI's taxonomy places the organism in Eukaryota, Dinophyceae, Syndiniales, Amoebophryaceae. The record is from the annotation of a GenBank genome assembly.
AUGGCGCCCGGCGCGCAAGGGAUGCCGCUUGGAACAAACGGUAGCAACCAGCUGGGCGGCUGUUCCUCUCAGCUAAGCAACCAAGCUUCCACCCAGCUGAGCGUCGCACUAGCCAAUGGGGGCGCGCAGCAGCAGAACGGCCAGAUGGCGCCUGCGCCUCAGCAGUUGUCGCAACAACUAAACAUGCAACAACAAAUGGGCAACAUGAACCAAGGCAUACCCUCCAACCAACACCCUUCAAUUAAGGCUCGAAAUGUUUCAUCCCUUCCACAUUUUACAGAAGAGUGUGAUGAUGAACUAGUAGAAUCUACAUGUUGCAGAAUGUGAUGAUGAUCUAGAACCAGGCUACAGGUCCUGUAGCUGGCUAAGUGGUGCCAAACAAUGGACCAAUAGUACUUAAUGAAGUGAGUGAGAUGUUCUUCUUUCAACCUUUAAUCCGAGCAUUACCAGCAACAGUAGCAACAGCCUUGGGCCACUCUUGAACGGGAGCCAGAAUCUGGGUCUCUUGAACGGGACCGGGAAUACUGGGCCGCUCGUACCAGGGAACCCAGGCAACGCAAUUUAAGGCCCGUCCUUCAAAAAUCCAUCCUACGAAAACCUUGAGAGGCAUUCUUUAUCCACGCAAUAUGUAUUGCCAGGGAAAUCUUAGGCAUGUUGCCGAAUAGAUUCGACUCGUCACGUAUCCUUGAAAAAAAUAGUAUCUACCUCUUUAAACUACUUUAAAAAGAAGACGAAUCUCACUAGGUAUGAAGGAAGCUUUCUUGUUCACCUUCUUCAGGAUCACGCUUAAUAAUACAAUAGAUAUUCCGAGAAUAGAUGGAGUACGAUUUUUUGGAAAAAUUACUGUUUAAUUCCUCUAGCUCUCUCUAAUGAAGGCAGCACGUCGGUGGAAUGCCGCAACAAAAUGCCAACACCUUGACAACGUCUGCCAGCAAGCAGGAAGUUGCUAGGGAAGACUCGGGGUCUUCGGGGUUGAAUAGCCAGGCUCCGAUGUUCACUCCCAGCGGACAACAAAGGCUUCGACCGGUACUCUACAAUUUUGUUAGAAUUGUCGCCUCUUCACCUUCAAUCAUCUAAGGCACCCUUCAACUGCGUUCGUCUUUGGUCAUCGAUAUUAAGUACCAUUCUCGAGUAAGAUCAAGUUCGCAUUCAAUAAAAUAGUUUUCGCAUGAUUUACCAUUUUAUGUCUCCUCUUGUCCUACAGGAUGCUUCGACGUGGUUUCCGAACCUUGACGCGCAAAGUUGGUACUUGCCCAACCCUUAUUAAAAAAUUAGGCAAUGUUGGAGGUGGUCUAUGCGGCUAUGCUGUUGUACCUCUUUGUAUCCCUCACGCAGGGAUAAUGUUGGUUCCCCCAGAAUCGUGUCGCUGAAUUUUUGGUCCCACUCACAAUAACCUCCACAAGUUUGUUUUCCAAUUAUGGUGUCUUCAUCUAACAAAGACGUAUCAUUUUCUUUGCGUUGUGAAAGACUGCCUUCGUUCUACUUUUCUAGCUUCCAGCAAUAAAUAAGUAGCAUCUACUUUUGCGUCUCAAACCAGCACCGUCAAGUUGAUUGCUUGCAUUCCGGUGUUGAUUUUGAGAGCGCCGGUGCCUCAACAUUUUCUUCACUCUGCGUUGACAUAGUUCUCGUGUCUUGUCUGAUAAGUACUAUGUACUCGUCAACGUUUAUCAUUUGGCUCCACACCCUCCUUUGUUCUACCUACAUCGAUUAUACAUUUCUGUAAUGCAUUUCGACUUACUAGGUCCUCUCUGCUAUGAGGAUACAAAAAGACCUAAAGCUUCACAAUAGACGGUGUUAUUCUGGCCUUCGUGUGGUCUUACAUCAGCCUUUGAAUAACAUUAUGCUGGUCAUCUAGCUACACCUAAACAUAUAUUAAAGCAAAGCCUUUUUGCGAAAUUUUCUAUUCCAUUACAUACUGUUGCUGCUUUCUACUAAGUAGCAUGAUUGGAUAUUUCUACUCUUGAAUUAUGGUGGUCUAUGAAAGAAGUAGACAUUUACCAUAAGAUGUGAUGUGUCCUAAAAAAGCCUUAAAAUUGGAAUGAUUUCCAAGCGUUUUUCUUUGUGACAAGCCCAUUCCUCUUUUUUUUAAACUCCCCAAAGCCAAACACGUAGAUGGAGGAGCCCUCCCAGAACGACGGACACAACAUACUAGAUAUGGUGACAUACGAAUCUUGCCAGUUUGAUGUAGGUAAGCAUUUGCCACUUUGGUUUUUGAUCGGAAUAGUUAUCUUCCGGGAAAGGCCUUUACGGAGGAG